This is a messenger RNA of Mycosarcoma maydis (corn smut), 3141 nucleotides long. RefSeq lists its product as uncharacterized. Gene Ontology annotation, biological process: protein phosphorylation. Bases 1 to 3141 code for a protein of 1046 amino acids. The transcript has a single exon. The record is from RefSeq and is a predicted model, not a curated record. Gene Ontology annotation, molecular function: protein kinase activity; ATP binding. Lineage: Eukaryota; Fungi; Basidiomycota; Ustilaginomycetes; Ustilaginales.
AUGGUGUCAGCUCCCUAUCGUGGCUUGCAACCCUCAGACGGCCCGGCGGAAUCAAAUAGCUCUCCCACGGUCUCAAUCAAGAAUACCAAACAACUAUCUGCGAGAGCAAGGACGCCGUGGCCGUUGGACACCCUUUGGUCUAGCUCUAGCAAGAGAGCAUCAUCUUCUAGGUCGCGCUCCCCUCCUUCUCACGCACUUGGAAGCUCGUACGACAGUUCUGGCGGUCUCGAUGCGGACCAACUCGUCGACUUUACCGAUCUGCCUCUGACGCCACCCGACUCAGGUGCUUCUGCUUUCGAAAUCAACGCUCCAAGUGACUCUGCAAAUCAAUCCACUCGCUUCCAUCCCAGUCCAGUCUUGAUGUCUGCCGCAGCAGCUCCUCCAGCGUUACUGCGCAAUGAUCUUGCCAAGUCACCGCAGACGGAGCGCAGCAAGAACGACAUCUUCAACUCUCCCAUCUCCUGGCUCACGCCUCCGUCUCGUCCCACGCCGUUACCGCCAGCGGAUGUACAGAUAUCUUCGCCGCCCCCAUCACGCAAUUCGCUCUUUUUUUCGUCCUUUGGAUCCAGCUCGCCCAUACCUCCGUCACCACCGCCGCUUCGAUCCCCUCCGACGCGGUCUCUGGCAGGCGCAAGCACACAAGCCAUCUCAGCUCGAGUCUCUCCGUCGGCUGCAUCUGCAGACGCAUCUGCGGCAGCGUCCGCACACUCGAAAACGCAGCAAAAAUCGUGGCGCAACAAGGGGCAUUCGCGCAACUCGUCUCUCGGUCGUGCUAGCUCGGAAGAAUGUUUGGAGGAGGAAGCCAGGAUCAGAGCAACAAAGCGUGUCGACUUUCGUCUCUGCCCCACCAACGACUUUCUCCUUGGAGAAGGUCGGCACUGCUCCGUAUACCUAGGCAGCUAUCGUCCCCGUCCAGAAGCGCUUGCCUCCAACACCAACGACACGACUACUGCCAGGGCAUGGCGGCUCUGUGCCGUAAAACGCCUCCAUGCCGAUCGGCAGAGCCAGCUUCUAGGUCUCGAAGAAGCCUUUGCGCUUCGUCGUUUAGGUACACAUCCCAACAUCAUUCAACUCAUCGACAUUCGCGACGAAGUCGAGUUCACAGCAUCACCUCGCCACACGCCUCAGCCACUGCCGGAAUUGCAACAGGCUUCUCGCUCGGCAAACAACGCCAUCGGCCUGGGCUUGCCCAAACCCGAGACACGUGCUCCAAGUGCUGCUCCUGCGUCAGGUGCAGGUGGCCACACCAGCCAUUCGCGAUCCACCAGCGAUAUGACGGGCAGAGACGAGAUUCACAUCGAGAGGCGAGCUUUAGCAUACGAGAGGCAACACGAAGCCGCUCGUACCGGCAGCAUCCUCCCCGAAGCAGAAUCCGCGGCUUUGUCCCUGCGACAGCCACGGUCUAGAAUGACGUCGGCCGAAUUGCCACAGUUGCGAAAUGUGCCGACUCCCACCUUCCUCGUCCAAGGCCCAGAUGACGAUGAUCUGAACAGCACAAGGAUUCGCGAGCAAACUGACAACCAUCAAAGCCUUGCACGAAAGCCUGCUAGCAACAGCAUGGAUCCCCCACGCCUUCUGAUGCUUCUCGAGUUGCUUCCCAACAACCUCGCGCUCUAUGCCAGAAAGCAUGGCCAACGCAUUGAUCUGCAACAGUGGUUCGACUGGGCUGUACAAAUGGCUGAGGCGGUCGUCUUUCUGCAUAGCAAAGGUUGCGUACAUGCCGACAUUAAGAAGGAAAACAUGCUCUUGACCGAGGAUCUCAACAUCAAGCUGUGCGACUUUAACUCUGCCGUCUUUCCCAAUCCGAGCGAUCCUCCGCAUGACGGUCUUGGGCUGGGCACGCCAGCAUACUGUGCUCCCGAGCUGAGUGGCGCCACUGGAGGUCCUGGUGCGACCAGCUUUUCCUAUCCGAUCGACAUUUUUUCGCUAGGCGCUGUGCUGUACUCGCUAGCAACGGCUCACGAGCCGUUCAGCAAGGCUCGUAGCGUCGUCGAGAUGCUACACCGCAAACGCCUUUUCUUUGAAAGCGAGGAGAACGAUCGAGCAUCUCGCUUGGCCGUUGAAGCGGGAAGCAAGUCGAACAGCCAAUCCGCCAGCCGCAGCGGUAGCCUACGCGGCCGACACACAAGGACGCCUUCGUUGUGCAACAACGACGUUGGUUCGGUCGGACCUGCCUCGCCGGGCCAGCUUGCAGUAUUACUGAACCGCUACGUGCAACAUGACUCGCACGCAACCCACAUGUGUCGCGAUGCGAGCAACGACAGCCUGGAAAGCGUCGCCUCGAGCAUCACCACCAUGUCGGGGCGCAACCCGACAUCGCUGGCGGUAGCGCGGCUGCUUGAACCCACGGAUGAACCGCGUGGGCUGCUUGUGGACCCUAACACGGCGUCUCGCUCUGGCUCACUGCUGCGCGAGCUGCGCGAGCUGCGCGAGCUGCGCGAGCUGCGCGAGCUGGGCGGAUGCGCCGAGGUACGCAGAACCGCUUCGACAGGUGGACGCAAGGCCAUGGCGGGCGGCAUUUCGAGCCUGCAAAGACCACGUGCGUCCAAUGAGCCGAGCGAAACGCUCGGACAUGCAAGCGACAGCAUCGCCUCGACACCAAGCGCAUGUGCACGUGCUUCGGCCAAGCCGAAGCCGGUUUCGAAAGUGACACUGCUCGAUCUCGCUUCUCGACCAGACUGGCUGCGGCGACGCUCGUCGUACGGCGAUGAGAUCAGAUCAAUCCAAUCCAGCUCUGCAUACAUCUUGUCUGGCGCGCCCAUUUCGGAACACACGGCGGAGCGCCAUGGCAGCACCGAUCAAGGCCUCUCCACUACGCCGACGCAGCCAGGUGCAAGCCAGCCAAGUCGGCUGCGAUCCAUGUUUUCUCCCACGUCGGCGCAGCUUGGCAGCACGAGCUCGACAGAAAAGCCAUGCACUUGCUUCGCGGUACACGCGCAUUCCACUUGGUCGUCACCUGAACCGGACACACACAUGCACGCAUACGACGAUGGAUAUCCGGCUAUCAUCCUCCCCGGAGGCGGUAGACUGCCUGACUCGACGCGCGAUCUGCUUCGUCUCAUGCUCCAGGCGGACCCUGCUGCCAGACCCACAGCCGAGCACGUCCGACAUCGUCUGCGCACACACAUGCAACUCUUGUGA